This is a messenger RNA of Penicillium verhagenii, 636 nucleotides long. Its product is annotated as DASH complex subunit DAM1. NCBI's taxonomy places the organism in Eukaryota, Fungi, Ascomycota, Eurotiomycetes, Eurotiales, Aspergillaceae. The record is from RefSeq and is a predicted model, not a curated record. The coding region runs from base 1 to 636 and encodes 211 amino acids. Gene Ontology annotation, biological process: mitotic sister chromatid biorientation. The transcript is spliced from 4 exons. Gene Ontology annotation, cellular component: mitotic spindle; mitotic spindle polar microtubule; DASH complex.
AUGGACGGCUAUGUACCUCGAUCGACCUCACGGCCAAGGCCUUCCUCCCGCCCAACUACCCCUCUACGACCCAGCUCCCGCUCUUCCCUCCGAGAAGCCCACGGCUACGGAAAUAGCAUUAGCAAUGCCGGAUACACUCAACCCGCGAUUAAUGCCCUAGAGCCGCAGUUUGCGGAGCUUGCCGACUCUAUGGCAGACUUGGAGGCCAACUUCAUGCAUCUCCAGCUAAUGCAUGAGAGCCUAACGCGCUUCAGCGAUAGCUUCGCCAGUUUCCUGUACGGCUUGAAUAUGAAUGCGUUCUGCGUGGAUUUCCCCGAGGCCCCAAUUGCGGAUUCUUUCCGGAGAGCGAAACAGGCAGAGGAAGAAAAAGAGGCUGAGAGCGAACCUGCCCGACCGGCCGAUGAUGGCGAAAUGACUUUCUUAACGACGGACACCUCCUUUGUCGAGCACCCACCAAGCAUGGUUUCCUCCAAACCUACAUCCAAAUACUCAACACGUGGAACAGUACGCGGUACAACACGCGGUACCACUCGAGGUACGACGCGAGGCGCGGCAACAGGCCGUUAUACCACACGAGGUUCCAGUUCCAGCAGUGCGCGACCGAGUGCUCUCCCUCGAGGCCGCGGUAUUCGGUAA